AUUUAUAUUUUUUAUAUCUACAGAAUUGGUUUGGAGAAGUGGUGACGGACGAUAACAAAGAAUACUUAAUCAAAAAUCGUAAUCAUAAAUUACCAGUAAACACACCAUACCCUUUAAAAUUUUACAUCAAAUAUAAUCCAAACGGGCCAAUUCCUCGAUUGGUGUCGUUUCGAUUGAACGCAAAAACGGUUUGUCCGGAAGGAGGUGUCACGACGACGCCACCAACAACUUCCGGUCAAUUAAUAACGAGCAGUUCAUUAUCAAGCACUGCAUCGCCCAAUCGACCACCACAACCAAUAAAUCGACCAUCAUCCCCAUCAAAUCCUCCUGUUGGGUUUAUAGAAAGACCACAAGUGAUUCAAGGAGGAUUAGACCAAAGCGAUGAUUUCUUUCCGGGCGAUUUCAAUUACAAACCCGAUUUUUUAGACGGUAACGUCGAAUGCGGAACGAUCGCCAAUCGGUUUAAAAGGCAAGUAUAUUAUUUUGAUGGAGACUCAUCAAUAGCUGGGGACGGAUCCUCGGCCCAAAUGAACCUGUACGACUACAUUAACUACAUCGUUAAUAGUUUGGCGAUACAAAAUCAAAGACCUGCCCAAUCACAGGUGGCGGCCCAACCUUUGAUAGUGUAUGGCCAAAAAACGAGUAUUGGGCAAUUUCCGUGGCACGCCGCUUUGUAUCAUUCGAGAGGGGUUGGUCUUCAAUAUGUUUGUGGGGGAUCCUUAGUGUCUAGGUAUCAUGUAAUUACCGCAGCUCAUUGCGUGACGAGCAUACGAUCAGCACAAGCUCUUCGUCCGGAUAAUAUGCUAAUUUAUUUAGGUAAAUAUUAUUUGAAUCGAUGGGGAAGCCCCGGCGUUCAAAACCACGAAGUGGCGAAAAUUAUAAGACACCCCAAAUACAACGGGAAAAUGUAUCAAAACGAUGUGGCCGUUUUGAAAAUGGCGAGCGCGGCCGAAUUUACCGAUUAUGUCCGUCCGGUUUGCUUAUGGGAAGGCGAUCUCAACAUCAAUAGCGUGGUGGGGAAUUUAGGCUCCGUCGUUGGUUGGGGUUUCAACGAGUACGGGAAAUUAACAGAAGAACUCAUCAAAUUGGAUAUGCCGAUUGUCUCAAAAGACACUUGCAUCUACUCGUUCCCAGAUUUUUAUGUUCGGUACACAACAAGCGACACAUUUUGUGCGGGGUUUACAAAUGGAUCAACCGUGUGUAAUGGAGAUUCAGGCGGUGGAAUGGUUUUUCAAAGAUCCGCUGGAUCCGGAAGAAAAGUUUACCAACUUCGCGGAGUCGUCUCGUUAAGCGUAGCCCUUCAAAACGAAUUUAAAUGUGACCCAAAACAUUACGUCGUCUUUACCGACGUCGCGAAGUAUUUAGAUUUUAUCAAAAACGCAAUGCAACAAUAAUUUUUUUAUUAAUUACUAUUUUAAGCAAUAAAAAUAUUAAAAAAA
This is a messenger RNA of Onthophagus taurus, 1439 nucleotides long. The record is from RefSeq and is a predicted model, not a curated record. Lineage: Eukaryota; Metazoa; Arthropoda; Insecta; Coleoptera; Scarabaeidae.